ACAUAUAUAUUGUUGGGUACAUUGAGUCUGUUCUUCAUAGAAAACUGUCUCUUUACCACAUUUGUGUGAAAAUGACCGAUAGCGGAUGAGUCAGCCCGAUCACCCCGAACGUAAACCAGCUCAAAUCAGACCGAAAGAGGAACAUAAAAAAAGGACGAUCCUGCAGUGAGAAUGACAGAUGAGAGAAAAGAGAGGUGAAAGUCAUAAUGAGGAAGUAGUAGCUCAGUUAAUACAGGAAGAAGAUACGUUAGUGUUUAGAGACUUACACAGACAUCAGGGAGAAAAGAGACAAAGGAGAACAAUGGACGAAUCCAGGUGGAUUAAAAUAUCUGUAUUUUUGAUGCUGAUUCUUCAGUUUCCAGGAGCACUAAGCAGACAGCUUCACCUCAACUUCACUGUCAGAGAUGGAGAUGACGUCACUUUGUCUUGUGAAAAUGUGAUAAAUGAUCACUGUAACUGUGACAGUACAAACUGGAUCUUUGCUGGUUCAAGAAAGAAAACAACAGUAGAGCUGGUUGAACUUGGACAGAUCAGAUCUAAACCAGACAGACUGAGAGUUACAACAAACUGUUCUCUGGUUAUAAAGAAGGUCACAGAUGAUGAUGUUGGUCAGUACACCUGCAGACAGUUUAACAAAUCAGGAAAACAACAAGGUCCAGAUGCUCAUGUUGUUCUGUCUGUUGUAACCAUGACUGAACACAAUCACACUGAUCAGGUGACUUUAACCUGCUCUGUGAGGACAUAUGAACCAUGUAGACAUUCAGUGAAGUGGCUGCACAGAGGUCAAGAAGUGGACAAAGGAAACAACCAAUUAAUAAGAUCACAGUCUUCCUGCUCUGUUUCUGUCAAGUUUCUGACUUCUCAUUUCAGUUACACACAAAGAUAUGAACUGUUUAAGUGUCAAGUAACUACAGAGACUAAAGAAGUGAAGAAUUUUACCUUCAGCCGUCGUCCAUCAGGUGAGAAAACACAAACACCACCAACAAAACCAACACCACCAACAACAUCAACAACAGGGUCUACAAGCAAGGACCCCUCAACAAACAUGACAUAUGUGUGGUACAUCAUUGUUGCUGUGGUUUUAGUCGUCCUCUUAAUAAUCGUUGUGACAGUCGUCAGAUGGAAGAGAAGUAAAGGCAACAAGACAGCCGACAAUGGCAAAGUCGCCCUGACAUCAAAACCUGCAGAGAUCGAGUCUGCACCAGGAACCAGUCAGGACAUGGCUGAUCCUGAAGAUGGUGUUUCCUACGCCUCCAUCAGCUACACCAAGAAAACCAACAGCAGAGACAAAAUUCGCAGUAAAAAUGAUGACGAAGGUGAUGCAGUGACCUACAGCACAGUGAAAACUUCCUCAACCGAUCCCAGCAACCUCUGCGCAUCCGUCAAGUAACCUAACAAAAGCGAAAGCAGGUCAUCGGAUCACUGCUUCUGUGGAAAGCUUCUUACUUAGAAGGGAUGUUGGCACAUUCUGGUCAAAAAGGAGAAGUAAUAACUCAGCAUUUAUGCAAAAACUGAGCAAUGUUUGACAUUUCUUGCUUAAAGAGAAGUGUGCGGUUGUCGGACCAGUCUCAGGUUAUUGAUCAGGGUACAGCUCUGCAGCUUGUCUUCAGUUUAAUUCUUCUGCAAACACAAUGCACUGUUGUUUAAUUCAUGCCUGGAGUUUGGGGCGAUGACUUUGGACAUGAGUAAUGCUUUCAUAGUAAGAAAGGUUGGUAAAUGUAAACCAUACCACAGGGCUAAGCUCUCCUGAGAAACACAAAAAGGUGAGAAAAUUCUUUUUUAAAUAACUUAAAGCAGAUUGUGUUGAGUUUGGAUGACACCAAGGGCAGCAACAGCACCAAAAAGUCAAAAAAAAAAAAACAAAACAUAGACUAUCUCUAAAUGGGCCGAUUUAUUAAUAUUACAGCACCAGCAACAUUAAUACUCCUGGGUCAGAUCUAAGCUGUGUAGGACUACAACAGCUGUGAUGGGUCUGAAAUGCAUUUCUUCAUUUAGGCACCAACACCAUCCCCUCAGACAUCUUCUCUCCCUUCUGUAUUGUAGUUAUUACAGCAGUUUACCAUUUACCAGUUGCCAUUGUUUUAAGUGCAUGCAGCACAGUUUACCAGCCACCAACAGUAAUUACAGAUGCUAACAGCAGCAGCAGCAGCAGUAAUUGUAGAAAUGUCACCGCUGUGGACUCUGUAGCUGAAACCCACGGCUAAAUUUCUGGAAAAGGUGCACGACAGGCUACACUGUAGACCCAACACGGAUGCAUAAAUCUCUAAAGCUGAUGGAGUCCAUAAAGCCUUUAUGUAAAAAUUUCUACGAUAAACUGUAUAUAAAUAUGAACAAUGCGUCCCCACUUCCUUGCAUUGGCCAAUCUGAUGCUAUUUUCCCAGGCAUAUGGGCGGCACCACAUUGUGACUUUGGAGCCAGAGUCUAAUCAGUACGGUCUGAGGGCGGAGCCACAAUAUCGAUGCCCCGCCCUCACUUCCUCCAGACUCACGGUCAUUUUAAUACUCUCUCUCCUCUACCUCCACCGGUUACAAGGAAAUGUCUCAUUGGGUCCACGCUACAGAGCGGUUGGCAUGGCAACUGGUGGUCGCUGUCAUGUCACAUCCUGUUUCGACUGCGUCAAAUAACUUAUAUGAAACUUAACCAAAAACACAUUCAUCAGCAUUAUAUUAAUUACCUAAAAUGAAAAAAAAACUUAUGACCUAUACUGCAGCCAGACACCAGGGGGAGCUCUACUAGCUUUGGCUUCACUUUAGAGGAACUGUUGCGAUGUCUAUCUUUAUACAGUCUAUGGUUUACACUGGAAAGUGAAUGUGUGCACCAGUCAUUUAAACUGCCCCGUAUCAGUGUUAUAUUUUUGUGUAUUGUAUUAUUACUUAAUUUAAAGGGGAAAUGAAAUGUACAUAUUAUUAGUAUUCAGUUACAGCUGGUAUGAAUGGGCUAACAUGGCUAGCUAAGCGCUCCCAAGCUAAUUAUUUUUUAAAGUAACUUAAAGCAGAUUGUGUUGAGUUUUGGUCAGACCAAGGGCAGCAACAGCACUGUAAAUGGGCUGAUUUAUUAUCAAUUACAAACGACAAAAUCAAACAUUUGGUGUUUCUUGGCUUGAAAGAAAGAAAGGACUGGCUAAUGGCAGGUGGAGCCAGGAAUUCAUGUUUGUGUUGUCUGUGAUCGCUUUCGGAGGGCAAGUCACAUCAGAAAAAAGCUGAUUCAGCAGUGUGAGACGCAGCAGUGGUUAAAUAGUGCAGUGGACAGUGGCUCAGGCUGCGGUUCAAACCCUGGUUGGUGCAAGAACACAUCCCAUGAGCAUCCCACUCAUGGGCGACUGGUUGCCAUAGAUUCAAUAGGUGGGGAUUCUCAGCUUGAGCUUCAUCUUUUAUUUAUUUUAUUUUUUUUUAUUUUUUAAUUUUUAGUUGAUAUUAGUUGUAUUUUGUAUUUGGUGUUUGUGCUCGAAAUCUUUGUUGAGUGUGUUAAAUAAGGCUGAUGUUACUGAAGUGAAGUGUUCUGGUUUUAAUUAAAAUGUAGCCUGUUGUAAAAGGGAACAGUUCCAUCUCUAGCACUGUUUUGGUUUAUCAUUACAUUUGUUUGUUUUGUUGUUUUUUGAGUGUUGACAUACUGUGAUAUUCUAUUCUACAGUCUCAGAUUCAAACUGCUAAAUCUUUUCGUUCAAUAAAGUUGAGAAGUUGAAAAUGUU
Molecule: messenger RNA, 3688 nt
Organism: Mugil cephalus (flathead mullet)
Lineage: Eukaryota; Metazoa; Chordata; Actinopteri; Mugiliformes; Mugilidae
Exons: 9
Coding region: 179-1390 (403 amino acids)
Biological process (GO): positive regulation of ERK1 and ERK2 cascade; interleukin-15-mediated signaling pathway; T cell activation
Cellular component (GO): membrane raft; external side of plasma membrane
Molecular function (GO): MHC class II protein binding; protein tyrosine kinase binding
Source: RefSeq, a predicted model, not a curated record